ACCAAGUCAUCCUUCAUACUACUUUGAUUCUUCACUCUACGAAUUAACCAAUUUUAAAGUUACAAAAGAUUUAGAAUUUAUUUUUUUUUUAUUUUAAUAAGUUAUAAAACAAACUAAUAUAUAAUGUUUUUCCUUAAAGUUAAUUACUUUCUUGUCAUCCUUUUUACAAUUUUAAUUUGUUAUUCAUAUUGUAAAAUUGAAAUUGAAGAAGUAGAUGAAUUUGAAGAAUUUGAUGAUUCUCCAAGUUUUAAUAGUAACAAUAAUGAUAUUAACAACCACGAAAAUAAAGAAGAAUCCUACUCUGCAGAUAAAAUUGAACCUGAUGUUACCAUUGAAGAUGAUGAUGAAUUUGAGCAUUUUAAUGAUGAGGAAGAAUUUGAAGGUUUUGAUACUGAACGGAUACGUGUUGAAGAUAAAGAUCCAAAAAUUACUAUUGCAUCAGUACCUGUACCAUUUCAUACUAAUUGGGCAAAUUAUAUAAUGGAAAUAUUAUUUAUCAUUGGCAUUAUAGCUUAUUUUGCAAAUUUCUUUUAUGGUAGAUCUAAUAAUGCUCGUUUGGCUGAUAUUUGGUUCAAAACUCAUAAGUCAUUAUUGGAUGACAAUUUUUCAUUAGUUGGUGAUGAUGGUAAAAUUGAAAAUGAAAGUAAUGGUCUAAUUAAAGAGACUGAAAGUACAUAUACAUUAUGGUGUAGUGGACGUAUGUGCUGUGAAGGAAUGCUAGUUGAAUUACAAUUUAUUAAGAGGCAAGAUUUAGCUUCCAUGGCAAAUCAGUUUUUAAGACCUUCACGGGAUGAAAUUCAUGUUAAAGUUGAUAUGAACAAAGAAGAUAUGGAUACAUUUGUUUUUUGUGUUGCAUCAAAAAAAACUGCAGCCAGAAUUUCAAAAGAAAUGGCUGACCUUAGUGUAUUUUGCCCCGAACGCAAACCUGGUGCCAAUUAUGGCUUGACUGAUGGAUUUAGUGUUCAUAGUGAAUUAGGAGAAGUUUCCUCUACUAUUUUAGAUGCAAAGACUGUUAACUAUUUAAACAAGUAUGCUGAUGUGAUCGAUUGCCUGCAUUUUUCUGACAGAUAUUCUGGAUUGAAAUUGACUGAUGAUACUAAUGUACCAACAAAGUUACCAGCUACAAAAAAAGUGUUAUUAUUUACUUUUACUAUUCCAACUGAUAAAUAUGCAGAUCCACAAGAUGCCAUAAAUGCUGUACACCCAUUAAUGUCAUUUGUAUUUCAGUGUAUGGAACGUAUUAAACGAUUAAGAAUAAGUAAAGAGGCUAAAAUAAAAGCUGAAAAAAAUAGAUUACGUGUAGAAGAAGCCUUUUUGAAAACUACUCAUGCAGCAAGAGCUGAAGCUGCUGCUGCACGAAAAGAAGAAAAAAGAAGAUUAGAGAAAGAAAGAAUUUUAAAGGAGGAUCCUGAAAAGCAGCGUAAAUGGGAGGAAAAAGAAUUAAAACGACAGCAACGAAAGAAAGCACCAAGAAUGAAACAACUAAAAGUUAAAUCUAUGUAAAGGUACAAUUUUUUACCUUAAUUUUUUGUUAGUUAAUUAAGUUUUUCGAAGAGUAUUUGUUGAAAUUGGAUUCUAACUACUUUUUUGUAAUGGUGUUUUAUUGAUUUUCCAGUUUACUGCCAAGUAAUGUAAAAUUAUUAGUUUUUGUUUUUAGAUAAAUGUUAUUAAAUGUAGUAUUUUGAUAAGUACAAAAUUGUAUUUGAAAUUUGGAUUUUUUUAAUGGAAAAAAAUAAAUAUUGUAACUAUUUUAUGUAUUUAAUUAUAUAAAAUGAAGUAAUAUUAAUGUAGUAACUAAAUGUUCAUUAUUUUAUAAAAAUUAUUAACAAAAAUAAAAAUUUAUGUCUAUGCAUUUCUGAAAAAAUUUUAUUACAUCAAUAAUUUUAAAACUUAUAAUGUAAUAGAAUAGCUCAAAUAUUUAUAUAUAUAUAUAUUUUUUUACAAAUGCAUAGAUAUAAAUAUAGUUUAUUGGUUCAUGAAAGUUUUUAACAAAUGUAUAUCAAAAAGUAUAGUUGAAUAAUAUUCUUCUUUCAUUAAUUUAAUUUCCAAAAUUUUCUAAACUAAAAUUGAAACUAGAGUUAAUGAAAUAAACUCAUAGAUCUAAUGGGAUAGUGAAUAAAUAUUAAAGGGUAAAAACAAUUGAUAAAAAACCAGCAUAGUUAUACAAUUAUAUAUAUAUAUACUUAGAGAUUAUAAUCACAUUUAAAUAAAAAACAUUUCAAUGCAAAUC
Daktulosphaira vitifoliae (grape phylloxera) is the source of this 2230-nucleotide messenger RNA. Its product is annotated as PAT complex subunit CCDC47. Bases 124 to 1503 code for a protein of 459 amino acids. Gene Ontology annotation, cellular component: endoplasmic reticulum. Gene Ontology annotation, biological process: endoplasmic reticulum calcium ion homeostasis. The transcript is spliced from 8 exons. The record is from RefSeq and is a predicted model, not a curated record. Gene Ontology annotation, molecular function: calcium ion binding. Lineage: Eukaryota; Metazoa; Arthropoda; Insecta; Hemiptera; Phylloxeridae.